AUGGCAACACGAACGCAGCGGCUCGCUCAGCCCAAACACAACCAUCUCAGAUCUCCAGAUCGCCGAUCUGUUUACUGGCUGGACAAAUUGCCACAACAAAGGACUGAAUCUGCUACAAAAAUUGAGUUAACCCCUCUCUGGUCAGACUUGGCCCGAAGUAAAAAGUUCUACAAUCAAGUCGUAAUUUCUCCCAUAUGGGAGGUGAGUCGAUGGGCUCUCCGGGCCGAGCCGUCGGAGCGGCUGUGUGUUCUGGCUCAACCUCGGGGCCCUGCAGCCGGCUGGCAGCCUGAGCGCCCUCUACCGACCCCUGUGAGUAAAACACGUCAGAAGAUUUCGUUAGCGCGUUCUUAUUUUUGCCAAUCCCCGAAGCAAAACCACCACCAGUGGGAAGGAGCGCGCCCGGCGUGCUGGCCUGUGUCCAGAGCAGCCAGGAGCUGCGUGGCCUCGCAGAGACUCGUUCAACUGUCCUGCCCUAAAACGAGGACCGCUCUGUGUGCGGGUUAUGACCCGAACGUUGUCAGCCGGGCAGCUCUCUCUGCCAGGCCCUCUCCUCGAAUACAAGAACUCAGUCUGCCUCUGCCUCGCAAAUGUACUUCAAGAGAAUAA
Molecule: messenger RNA, 606 nt
Organism: Nematolebias whitei (Rio pearlfish)
Lineage: Eukaryota; Metazoa; Chordata; Actinopteri; Cyprinodontiformes; Rivulidae
Gene: spmap2
Product: theg spermatid protein
Exons: 5
Coding region: 1-606 (201 amino acids)
Biological process (GO): spermatogenesis
Source: RefSeq, a predicted model, not a curated record